AUGGAUGGUUUAUCCUCGGCGUCGAGCGUUAUCGCAGUCAUUCAACUAACGGGAAACCUCGUGAAGCUUUGCGGGGGCUACAUUCAAGAGGUAAAAGAUGCACGAGACGAAAUUUUUACCUUACAACGGUCGAUUGCAGGCCUCCACGGGACACUCCAAGACCUACAGAGAUUCCUUCAAAGUAACGACGGAAAGGCCCUACCUACCUCCUCACGUCUAGUCAGCAAUAUUACCGAUUGCCUCUCCGACCUCCGAGCCUUAGAAGCGAGACUUGAUCCAGGAAAGGGAGAGAAGCUGAUGAGGAAAGUGGGAUUCCGAGCCCUAAAGUGGCCCCUGAAACGCAAAGAGGUGGAGGGCGUUACUCAGAACCUCGAGAAAUAUAAAUCUUCAUUCCUCUUGUCUUUACAUGUGGAUCAGAGUUCUCUGAUGGUCGGCGUGGUCCAUAAUACCGAUCGUAUUAAUCAACAUCUGGAUCUUGGGAAGUUAGAAGGCGCCAUGGAGGCAGGGUUUGAGUCAUUCUCCGAUCGAGACGAAGUCCAAUGUCUCCAAGGCACUAGGACCGAGCUCCUCCAGCAGAUAAUGGAAUGGGCUAUGUCGCCGUCCCAAAAAAGCAUUUUCUGGUUAAAGGGAAUGGCUGGGACAGGAAAAUCCACAAUAUCUCGGACUGUGGCACGGUCGCUCAAGGACACCAACCAUCUAGGUGCUAGCUUCUUCUUUAAGAGGGGUGAAGGGGACCGAGGAAACGCCAAGAAGUUUUUCCCGACAUUAAUAAGGCAACUGAUGCUCGGGAUCUCUGAGCUGAGGUCUAGUGUGCAAAAGGCACUCGAUCAUGACCCUGACAUUGCGUCAAAAUCGCUUAGGGAGCAGUUUGAGAAACUACUCCUUCAACCGCUGCUCAAUCUUAACCAACUCGGCCGACAACCUCAAACCGCUGUGAUGGUGAUCGACGCGUUGGACGAAUGUGAACAUGAUCAAGAUGUCCGAAACAUAAUUCGAUUACUGCCUCUUCUACAGAAGGCAAAAGCGGUUCGCCUUCGGAUCUUCUUGACUAGCAGGCCGGAACUCCCAAUCAGCCUCGGCUUUUCAGACAUCGCGGAUCAUGAAUAUCAGGACCUAGCUCUUCAUGAGAUACCCGAAAAAGUGAUAGAACACGACAUACAUUUAUUCCUACAGGACCGAUUUGCGAAGAUCAAACACGAUAGAAAUAUUUCCCAAGACUGGCCCGGCGAUGACGUCAUCCAAGAAUUGGUCACGAUGUCCGUUCCACUGUUUAUUUCGGCUGCCACUGUGUGCCGUUACAUCGAAAAUGCAAAAUGGGAGCCCAAAUUGCGCCUCGCUGAGCUUCUCACGGACCAAGCCAAAUACAUAUCGAGAAUGGAUAAGACAUAUCUGCCAAUUCUGACACAACUACUAGACGAUCAAGAGAGUGAUGAGUCGGAGCAGCAGCAGCUCCUACAAGAGUUUCAGAGUAUAGUCGGUGUCAUCAUCCUUCUUGCUGUUCCGCUUUCUAUAAAUGCACUGUCGCUGUUUCUCAGGGUAGGUGCAGACCAAAUCAGCAAUCGAUUGGUUUCAUUCCGAUCGGUUUUAAGCAUUCCCAGUGACCGAGAUCAGCCUGUUAGGAUUCUACAUCUAUCGUUCCGGGAUUUUUUGGUCCAGUCUAGAACCAAGUUUCUUGUGGAUGAGCCAAAAAAGCACAAAGACAUUGCUAAGUCCUGUAUCAAAACCAUGCGGAUUUAUCUACAGAAAGAUAUCUGCAAUCUAGCAAGCCCUGGAACGCAUAGGGCAGACAUUGACUCUCAACAUAUCCGCCAGUGUCUACCACCGGAAUUACAAUACUCCUGUCGCUACUGGAUACACCAUCUCGAACGAAGUCAAGCCUUAUCUUCCGAGAUAGAAGAUGUGCGACUAUUCCUCCAGAAGCAUUUUCUGCACUGGGUAGAAGCAAUGAGCCUACUAGGUCUUGCAUCAGAAGUAAUAGGAAUGCUUAAUCUGCUCCAGUUGGCUAUACCAGGCGACCAAGAUUCCGCAAUAUCUGAUUUUCUGCAAGAUGCGAAGCGCUUUAUUCUUAAAAAUCGCCAGAUAGCCGAUGAGACGCCUCUUCAGCUUUAUUACGCAGGACUCAUAUUUGCCCCCCAAACGUCAAUAAUACGGAGAGAGUUCAAAACGGAACUUCCUACUUGGAUAUGCCAGUUACCACGAGUUGAGGAAAGAUGGAGCGCAGAAUUGCAGGCCCUCGAGGGCCAUUCCGGUUGGGUUUGCUCGGUGGCCUUCUCACCCGACGGCCGGCUGCUGGCGUCCGGCUCUAAUGAUAAGACCGUGCGCCUCUGGGACCCGGCGACGGGCGCGCUGCAGCAGACCCUCGAAGGCCAUUCCGAUUCGGUUCGGGCGGUGGCCUUCUCACCCGACGGCCGGCUGCUGGCGUCCGGCUCUGGAGAUAAGACCGUGCGCCUCUGGGACCCAGCGACGGGCGCGCUGCAGCAGACCCUCGAGGGCCAUUCCGGUUGGGUUUGGGCGGUGGCCUUCUCACCCGACGGCCGGCUGCUGGCGUCCGGCUCUAGAGAUAAGACCGUGCGCCUCUGGGACCCGGCGACGGGCGCGCUGCAGCAGACCCUCGAGGGCCAUUCCGAUUCGGUUCGCUCGGUGGCCUUCUCACCCGGCGGCCGGCUGCUGGCGUCCGGCUCUAGAGAUAAGACCGUGCGCCUCUGGGACCCGGCGACGGGCGCGCUGCGGCAGACCCUCGAGGGCCAUUCCGGUUGGGUUUGGGCGGUGGCCUUCUCACCCGACGGCCGGCUGCUGGCGUCCGGCUCUAGAGAUAAGACCGUGCUCCUCUGGGACCCGGCGACGGGCGCGCUGCAGCAGACCCUCGAGGGCCAUUCUGGUUGGGUUCGCGCGGUGGCCUUCUCACCCGACGGCCGGCUGCUGGCGUCCGGCUCUGGAGAUAAGACCGUGCGCCUCUGGGACCCAGCGACGGGCGCGCUGCAGCAGACCCUCGAGGGCCAUUCUGAUUGGGUUUGCGCGGUGGCCUUCUCACCCGACGGCCGGCUGCUGGCGUCCGGCUUUGAUGAUAAGACCGUGCGCCUCUCUGUGAGCAUCGACGGAAUGGUCACUGACCUCGGAUUCUCUCAUGAUUGUUCAUAUCUCAGCACCAAUCUGGGGUCCCUCGAUAUUAAGUCCAGAUGUGGCAAUCGUAUCUCCAAUUCAUCUAAGAAGAAUCUAGAUAUAUAUAUACAGUGGGAGCAUUGGAUAGUUUUGAACGGUGAACAAGUAUUAUGGCUUCCUCCUGAGGCUCGGGCUUGUUGUUCAGCGAUUACAGCUAAUACGCUUGCCCUGGGACACCCAUCAGGUCGAAUUUCCUUCAUAGAAUUUCGGGCAUAA
Messenger RNA from Penicillium riverlandense, 3375 nucleotides. RefSeq lists its product as uncharacterized. Gene Ontology annotation, molecular function: protein binding. The transcript has 3 exons. The record is from RefSeq and is a predicted model, not a curated record. Lineage: Eukaryota; Fungi; Ascomycota; Eurotiomycetes; Eurotiales; Aspergillaceae. Bases 1 to 3375 code for a protein of 1124 amino acids.